This is a messenger RNA of Angiostrongylus costaricensis, 675 nucleotides long. NCBI's taxonomy places the organism in Eukaryota, Metazoa, Nematoda, Chromadorea, Rhabditida, Metastrongylidae. The record is from the annotation of a GenBank genome assembly.
AUGCUUUCAGAGGUACAAAUCACAGAAAUCCAGCAGAUUCUUGGUGAAGCCGUAAAUUCUCUAGUCAAACACUUUUACAGUGAAAAACACACCAAAAGCGAGUUGGCCCAUCUUCUUUGUGGUGAACAUGGUCUUGUUAAUGCUAUUGAGCAAGCUUUCCAAUUUGGACGAUAUAGUUCUGUUUGGUCAUUUCGACAGCCAUCUCCAUGGGACUAUGUUGGUAAGAUUUGUUUUCAUUGUGUGCUGGGUAUGAGGUAUUUCCAGCGAUUUACGCUUGAAUGUGAUGAGAAAGUAUGCAGCUGGUUAAUGGAUCUGUUGCGACGUCGAGAGACGAAGUGGUCACGUGAGCAAUGUGAGCUUGUUACACAUGCGCUGAGACUUGUUCAUCGAAUCUCAGAUCGUAACGCUCUUGGAAAGGAUGCUAAAUUCCACGUUUUCAUCCUUUUAACAAUGUUUAUUCGCUUACUUAGCGACUCAUCGUAUUCGUCUUCCAGAGAUCACAUGCUGUCCGGCUUUUUGCAAGUGAUGGCGUGGACACCAGUAACAAUACAACUGUAUGACGAGCCCUCCUUUCUCCGUACACCGUCGCACUUAACAUAUCUGUCAAGACUGCUCGACUCAUUAAAUGAGUUCAACUUCAACCUUGACCCUUCCCUAACAUACGGCCUUGUGUGA